Theileria equi strain WA is the source of this 2169-nucleotide messenger RNA. RefSeq lists its product as hypothetical. The transcript has a single exon. Bases 1 to 2169 code for a protein of 722 amino acids. Lineage: Eukaryota; Apicomplexa; Aconoidasida; Piroplasmida; Theileriidae. The record is from RefSeq and is a predicted model, not a curated record.
AUGAGAAGGAACGGGAAGGUACUAACAUUAGACCUUUCAAAAAAGCCAAAAGAAGAUGGGAGUGCAAUGACCUAUGGCUCUAAUGAUACAACCUUUACCGUUAUAAAGAGUGAUUCCGGUCUACCGAAAGGGUUUUUCAGGCAUGUUUAUACACCUACAAAUGGACCUAUUACUCUAAAUAGGACACUUAAAGAUGACUAUAAGAUAAGAGGAGGCUUUACGGGAUUAAAUUUCAUAGAAGAUGUAGAAAGUACCUCUGCUUACUUUUGGGAAGGAUCUAAAGAUAAACCAAUCCUACUUGGAAUAACUGCCAAGGGUACUAGCGGUGAUAUAGAGACAAAGUACUUUAGUAAAGGCGAUAGGUUUUGGAUGAACGGUCCUAUAAAUGGUCUGGAUGAACAACAGGCACUUGAUCAUCAGAACUGUAAUAUUAAUCAUGCUAUACCCAUUGACAUAAAAGAACCUACAAAGGACCAUGCUAAUGGAAAAUCGACCUGUCUAAAAACGAAAACUGUACAACCAUACUACAAACCAAAGCUUCCGUCUGGAACUAAUGGUAUUUACGAAGUAGAGUCCUAUAACAUGCCUAAAGGUAUGAAAGUAUCUAGAGUUACUUAUGAUAAUAAUCCUACUAACAUUACCACUAAUGACACUAUCUCUCUGCUAAAAAUAUAUACAUGGAAUGGCGAUUCACUUAAGCAUAAUAACAUCCCGUUGCUUGUUGAGUUUAAGAAAUCCUCUGAUGGAAAGUCUGAGUGGUAUGAAAACAUUGGUAAAAGUUCACCUUAUACUAGCUGGAAACAGAUUCUUCAACCAGAUGUGUUAAGUUUUUAUAAUCUUCGAGGGGAACUUACUGAUGAUUUUACCAUAAAGCUAAAUGAGAUAAACUGUAAUCUCAACGAUGUUCUUCAAAUAGAUGUUAGAAAGCAACCAAAUAAGAAGACUGAAGAAUAUUGUCAUGGUAGGGGAAAUGAUGGACAUAUCAAAAAGAUAUCAGUUGAACCGGAUAAUAAGAUAAACAUUCCUGGAUUUGGCGCAUAUAAACACUACAUGAAAGCCUCCUUAGGGUCCAGGAAGUUUAACAUCUCCGGGUUUACUGGAGAUUUAAUUUUAAAAGGAUUCAGUGGACUGCCAUUUAAGAAUGUAGGUAAGGUUAUAGUAUUUUCUCGUCAAUGUAGUCCGGGACAAUAUGGACAGACUUUCAUGAUUUAUGUUGAAUAUAAGGAUGGGGAAAAGAAAGAGUGGUAUAUGAGAGGAUCUUUGGAACAUGUUUCGAUCGACUGGGAAAUAGUAGAAUAUCUCAAUGGAAAAGAUCCGCACAACCCUAGUCAUUAUAAUAGUGUUCGUGGAUGGCUAGAUACUGUUGCCAAAUUAUACGGUGCAAGUUGUAAAAUAGAUCCAGAAGUAUUAAAAAAGACCAUAGGACGAGGCUCAGAGCUUCCUGGUCAAAAUGGUGAAAGAGGGGACUCUAGUGCUGUAGGAGAAGCUGGUCCUCCCGGUAAAUGUGGUAAGGGUAAUAACGGAUUCAAUACAACUUAUGGUAGUGGGUUGACUAAUGGUUAUAUGACGACUGGAGGCGUUAACAACGUUAAAAUCCAUAUACCAAGACUAAAUGGAACAGAUGCAGGCCUAUAUGGAUUCCCACUGAACUCAAAAGUAGUUGAUCCUGGAUCUGGUGGAGAUCUUCCUCCUGAAAUUUCUGGAACUCAUGCUACCUCUACUCAUAUUUCUACUGGACCUCCUGGAACAUAUGGAAAACGUAUUACUCCUCUUGCUGGGUUGGGAGGACCCUCUGAUAAUGAAGCUGGAAGAGGACGGGAGUCUGAUGCUGCUAGACCUGCUACUGAUCCUAAUACUUCUGCUCCUGAUGCUGAAGGAUCUCCUCCUAAAACUCCUGAAUGUCUUCCUAAACAAGAACCUUCUGUUAUAUCUAACCAAGAUAAUGCUAGUACUCAAGGUGGUAUAGAUACUAAUGGAGCUCAAGAUACUCAAACUCCUCAAGCUGCUCCUAAACAUGAUAAAGUUGUUGGACUUCUUACUGGUAGCUCUGCACUAUGGACUAUCUUUGGAGCAUCUUCUGGUACCCUUACUGGAGCUGGCGCAACAUUUUUUGGAGGAUGGAAACUUUAUAACCGCUAUAAAGGAGACCCUUGGGUUAGACAAAUAUGA